Molecule: messenger RNA, 1980 nt
Organism: Ictalurus punctatus (channel catfish)
Lineage: Eukaryota; Metazoa; Chordata; Actinopteri; Siluriformes; Ictaluridae
Gene: mef2b
Product: myocyte enhancer factor 2b
Exons: 9
Coding region: 150-1310 (386 amino acids)
Biological process (GO): positive regulation of transcription by RNA polymerase II
Molecular function (GO): protein dimerization activity; RNA polymerase II cis-regulatory region sequence-specific DNA binding; DNA-binding transcription factor activity, RNA polymerase II-specific
Source: RefSeq, a predicted model, not a curated record
GCUAUGCUAAAAUCUCUUCAAAGCGGAUGCUAGUUUAUGAACAGCUGGAGGAAUGAAGUGUAGUAAAGCAUCGCGAAGACACAGAGCUGCUGAUUGUCCCGUACUGUUCAACAUUGCAGAGUCAGAACCAUUCUCUGGAAAAGAACAUCAUGGGGCGAAAGAAAAUACAGAUCUCACGGAUUCUUGACCAACGAAAUCGUCAGGUGACGUUCACCAAGCGUAAAUUUGGCCUGAUGAAAAAGGCCUACGAACUGAGUGUGCUGUGUGACUGUGAAAUUGCUCUCAUCAUCUUCAACAGCACCAAUCGUCUCUUCCAGUACGCCAGCACUGACAUGGACAAAGUGCUCCUCAAAUACACUGAGUACAGCGAGCCUCAUGAGAGCCGCACCAACAAUGACAUACUGGAGACCUUACGUAGGAAAGGGCUGGGCCUGGACGGAGCUGAGCUUGAACAUGAAGACAACAUGCAGACAGGCCAGGAGAAAUAUCUACUGAAUGAGGGCAUGGAUCUCUCCAUCGCCAGGCAACGUUACUAUGCUCCCUCUGUACAUCCAUCAGAGGCUCAAAUGUUAAUGGGCGUUGGCUGUGAGAAUGGUUACCCAUCAAACAUGAAUCUGGGAGCAAACCGACCUUCAUCCUUCAAGCCUCUCAGCUCCAGGCCUGGAUCUGCCUCUCCUGCUGGAGCCAACACACACUCCGCACUCAUGGGCACACACGCAGGCUUUGGCUACUCAGUGUUUUCCCAUGGCAACCUGAGCCGAGCGCUGGAUAUGAAGACCCCGCCUCCGCUGAGUUUGACCAAUGACGGGCGGCGUGGGGAGGUCCACCCUGGAGUGGGUGUAGCCCGUGGCAAUCUGACUAAUGCGAGAGCGCUGUAUCAGAGCAUGCAUUCUGGAGGCCACAUGGCGUCCACAGGGAAGCCCUGGAAUUAUGGGACUUCAGAGUUUUGCCACCCGGGAUACACAGUGGGUUUUCAGCGUCGCUCUGCAAACACCUGGCAGCCUCUCACACAGCAGGAGCCACAGCCAUCUGUGAUCCACGCAGGGAUGUCUACAGGUGGAGGAUGUUUUUACUCUUCCCAAGGCUCCUCCCCCCCGUCCCCACCUCUCUCCUCCCUCAAACUGAACAUCAAAUCAGAGUGCGUCUCUCCUGAACACACGUGCUCCCCGGGCACACCUUCUUCCCUUCAUUCACCAGUGGGUGGUCCUGACGGGAUGAGCCAGCCUCCAGGGCCAUACGUGGACAUGGACAGAGAGGAGAGUGAGACAAAUUUGAAGCACGUGGAGGUCGGUGACGGCUGGCAGAGAUAGCAAACACGCAUCAUUGUGUACACAGCCGACCUUUUAUUAGUUGGAAUGUCAAACUAUGCAAAAACCAGCUUUGACAAGAAAAAUACACAUAUAAUACAAUGUUAAUGUAACAGUGUUUCCAUUUCCAUUCCAAAAGGCAACUUGAACCUGAUUGUUCUAAGCAUGUGGCCUUUUAAUAUGAAAACUUGAUCAAGACCAGUUAUGGACCAAUCUCUUCACUGGUUUAGAAGAAAUUACUGCAAAGCGGUGAGAGUUGCUUCAUAACAGAGCCCUAAUAUAAUACAACACCUUACUCUUCAGAGCCAUGGUGUUGAGUUUUUUCCCCAUCCACAUCUGACUGAGGAUUUGAAUAAUUUGAAAAGGACAUACUAGAAUUACUAAAACCACUCUUGCCUGAUAUACCAAAAACUGUCAGGGACUCCUGUAAACAUUUGAAUCAAUCUGUACUGCAGCUUAUGCACUGCCGCAUGUUACUUACUGCUCAUCUUGUACCAUUUAUAUGGAUUUACAGUAUAUAUAAAGUUGUUUUUGUCUGUAGAAGCUUAAGGAGCCGGCUGUUCACUGUAUUUUCCACAAGAGGGCAGCACAUAUCAGCCACUGAGCAUGUGGCCCAGUUUUUGGUUCAGGUUCUUGUGCGAAUUAUUUCCAUUUUGUUAAAUAAAUAAAUGAA